ACGGUCAGUCGGGGUUAAGACUCCGUGACGUUAUCGCGUGUCAUCGCUAUGAUCAAAAUUAACGUGUUAAUAUUAUUUUCGUUAUUCCACAACGGAGUUAAAAGUUUACCAAAUGAAAAAAUCAGUGAAGUGUUCGCUUGGAAGCAGAUAAGCUACGAUUUUGAUGGAGUUUUGUAUUAUCAAAACUCUGACGUAAAGAAAAUUCCAAACGGCGUCCACUUUGACCAAGACUUGACCGAUUCUGAGAAGUUCUUCAUUCAGUACAACAACGUGCCCGUCGGCGUAGAAGUGUACGGUAGUAAAGUGUUUGUCACCGUGCCGAGGCGUCGUCAUGGUAUCCCAUCAACGCUCAACUACGUGGAGAGGACCUCAAAGUCACCAGCUCUGAAGCCGUACCCCAACAGCGAGGGUCUGGUCUCCGUGUACAGGCCGAGGGUUGACGCGUGUGACAGACUGUGGGUGGUUGACACUGGGCUUUUGGAAGUACCGGGCAACCGAACACAAGUGCAGAAGCCAGCGAUUGUUAUAUUUGACUUAGAGACAGACAAGCAAAUCUUUAGAUACGAGCUGAAGGAUACGGAUCUCGUCAACGAGAGGACUCCUGGAGGUUUAACAUCGAUCACGAUUGACGUCACUAAAAAUAACUGCGACGACGCGUACGCUUACAUCAACGACUUAGCGACGGUGGGGAUGAUUGUCUUCUCGUUGAAGUCCAAGAACAGUUGGAGACUCAGUCAUCCCAGCUUCGCGUACGAUGAAACUUAUUUAAACUUUACCGUUGCUGGUUAUACAAUCAACUGGAGGGACAGUCUAUUCAGUAUUGCGCUAUCGGAACCUGACGACGAGGGGCAUCGCACUGCAUACUACCAUCCACUCGUGUCUCCUUUAGAGUUUUCCGUCAACACGAAAUAUUUGAAAAGUGGAAAACCGAUAGACCGUUAUGUGAAACUAGUAGGUACAAAAGGACCGAAUACACAAAGUGGUUCACACGCCUACCAUGAAGGUCUAAAAACAAUGUUCUACGCUAACGUCGCUCGAGACGCCAUUUUGUGCUGGCAAGUUGAGAACAAGAUGGCGCCCGAACACAUCGGAAUUGCUGUGCAGGAUCACAAGAGAUUAGUCUAUAUUUCAGAUUUGAAAGUAAUCGGCGAUGACGUCUGGGUACUAGUGAAUAAGAUGCCAGUGUUUGUGUUCUCAGCUUUUAGCGUCAACGACUACAACUUCUUCAUACACAAGUUAAAUGUAUUCGAUCUUUUACGGGAUACGCCGUGCGGAAAGCCGUUGAUAUAAUUAUAUGAACGCUGUGAAUUAAUUUGGACAUUUUAAGGACAUUUGAGAACAGUAUAUGGGCAUGCGAUGUCAGGAAACAGAUGAAUAAUUUAACAGUUCCACUUUAUCAAGAAAUCGAAGAUUAAAUGUAUAUGUUAAGUGUUUAGUAAAAUGGUGAGAACAAUAGAGUGAAGAAAUGCUUAAGACAAUGAAUUUAAUAUAAAUUUUAAAUUACAGAUUUAAAUAAACCGGAGUAUUUUUUAC
Messenger RNA from Melitaea cinxia (Glanville fritillary), 1533 nucleotides. RefSeq names its product L-dopachrome tautomerase yellow-f-like (gene Y-fb). Bases 49 to 1290 code for a protein of 413 amino acids. Gene Ontology annotation, cellular component: extracellular region. The record is from RefSeq and is a predicted model, not a curated record. The transcript is spliced from 9 exons. NCBI's taxonomy places the organism in Eukaryota, Metazoa, Arthropoda, Insecta, Lepidoptera, Nymphalidae.